Molecule: messenger RNA, 1523 nt
Organism: Cheilinus undulatus (humphead wrasse)
Lineage: Eukaryota; Metazoa; Chordata; Actinopteri; Labriformes; Labridae
Product: cytochrome c oxidase assembly protein COX18, mitochondrial
Exons: 7
Coding region: 159-1253 (364 amino acids)
Biological process (GO): mitochondrial respiratory chain complex IV assembly; protein insertion into mitochondrial inner membrane from matrix
Cellular component (GO): mitochondrial inner membrane
Molecular function (GO): membrane insertase activity
Source: RefSeq, a predicted model, not a curated record
GGGACUGUUUGCUCCCCGUGGUUGGAGGUGGAUGAAGAGUAAAUUCACUGAUCAGUGAUGAUUGAUGGAUCCCUGAUCACUGAUUGUUUUAAGGCUUUCUAAACCUCUAACAGCACAUCCGGGAAACGACGGGAACGGCUGACGUCACACAGGUUACCAUGCCGCCCCGUGUCCUCCAGCUGUCAGCACAAAGACUCUGCUCUGCUGCCUUCAGCAGGGUGUCCCCUUCCCUUAGACCCACCACUGCUCUACCUCCCCCUGCUGGAUCCCUGCCAUUAUGCUGUCAACACUUACCAUUCAACCAGUCAAUAGCCAGGAAACUAUCUAGGGUCAGAGGGGUCUCAGGGGUGUGGACGCCAUCCAGUGUGUGGACGUUGUCCGGUGUGAGGAACUUCUCAGGUGAGGUUGGUGGCGGCAGUGAUGAUGUCAGCAGCAGCUGGUACAGCACCCUGUCCGACUCGGCUCCAGUUCACCUCUGUGAACACCUGCUGGUGGGCGUGCAGCAGGUCAGCGGACUGCCCUGGUGGUUGAGCAUCGUCGUGACAACAUUUUCAGUCAGAACACUCAUCACCCUCCCGCUGGCUGCUUACCAGAUGGUUGUCAUCUCCAAGGUGGAGGCGCUGCAGGUGGAGAUCUCAGAGCUCGCCAAAAGACUCCGAUAUGAAGUGUCUGUCCGAGCGAGAGAGAGAGGCUGGACAGAGAAACAGUGCAGGAUCCAGUUCAAGAGGAAUCUGUCGCGGCUGGUAUCCGGUCUCUACAUCAGGGACAACUGUCACCCGUUCAAGGCCAGUGUGCUGAUCUGGGUCCAGAUCCCCCUCUGGAUAGGUCUGUCUCUGGCCAUAAGGAACCUUAGUCUGGACCAGAGCGGUCUUGGUUCUAGCCUAUCAACAGGGGGUGCUCUUUGGUUUUCUGACCUCACGUUACCAGACUCUACCUGGAUCCUCCCAGUCUGCCUUGGACUCAUCAAUCUACUCAUCGUAGAGGUGUUUGCUCUGCAGAGACUCCAGUCCACAAAGUUCCAGAAGGCUGUGACAAACUUCAUCCGAAUGUUUUCUGUCCUGAUGAUCCCGAUCGCCGCCACAGUCCCCUCUUCGAUGGCGCUGUACUGGUUUGUCUCCAGUCUUGUUGGAUUCAGUCACAAUCUCGUCCUCCGAUCGCCGUUCGUCCACAAAAUCCUACAACUGAAAACGGCGAGAUCUGACACGCCAUACAGAGAUCUGCUGACGGCGUUUGUCAACAAAUACUUCAAAUAAUAUGACAAUACAACGUCUACACAACUACACAACUUCUACACAACCUCACACCGUCUGCACAGCCCCACACCUUCCUGACCUACCUGCUGUCAAACCUCUAGCCAGGGUAGACAGUUUUCCUGUAAAUCUGACCUGAUUGGUUGAUACUGAAGUCAUGUUGAGUUUCUGUAAAUAUGUAAAACAUUCAGUGUGUGUGUGUGUGUGUGUAUAUGUGUGUCUUCCUGCUGUUUGAACAAAAACAGGAAGAAUAAACUUGACCUUUGACGUGAA